GAGCAGAAAACCAGAAGUUGGAUUCAUUCAUAUACCAGCCAGAGCCUGCCUAUCCACUGAGAAAUCUCUCUCUUUACCAACGUUUACCUCCUCUGAGGUGUAUUUGGCGUAAAGCAUCCUACAGGACUUCUGUUCAGGAAUGACUAAUUGAUUGGCAGUCGUCCACCAGUCUCCUGAAUACAUUUAUGGCACAAAUCUCAGAGAAAUGGAUUCCAUCACAGCAGAAAAUGUUUCCAGUGGUAUGACUAUCUGGAAGCUUGGAACCAAUCAGUCUUUUUCACACAACACAUCAGAAAACAGCAGCAGCUCUACCUGCAUUAUUUUGAAUUCAUGGGAUUGGUUAUAUACAUUUCAGCCUAUGUUCCUCUGGGUCAUUUUUGUCCUGGGAGUGAUAGAGAAUGGCUUUGUCCUCAGCGUUUUGUGUUUCCACAAGAGUCGCUGCACGGUAGCUGAAAUUUACCUGGCAAACCUGGCAGUUUCCGACUUGAUGUUAGUUUGCGGUUUACCUUUCUGGGCCAUUAAUAUCACUAAUCAGUUUAAGUGGCCUUUUGGCACUUUCCUGUGCAAGGUUGUCAAUGCAAUCAUUCACAUGAACUUUUAUUCUAGCAUUUAUUUUUUGAUGAUGGUGAGCAUCGAUCGCUACCUGGCCCUGGUGAAAACCAUGUCUCUUAGACAUAUGCGACGAGGUACAUGUGCCAAAUGGAAUAGCCUUAUCAUCUGGAUGUUUGCAUUGCUCAUGUGUUCUCCUGCUCUAGUGUUCAGGUCUGUCAGUUAUGUGGAAGAAGUCAAGGGCAGAGCCUGCAUUCUUCAUUAUCCAUCCACACACUGGACAAUUGCAACAAACAUUGUGCUGAAUACUGUGGGCUUUUUGAUCCCACUCUGUGUAAUUACCUAUUGUACUAUUCAAAUAAUCAAAGCCUUACGAGACAACAAAAUACAAAGACUCACAGAAAUCCAAACUGAGAAGAGAGCCACCAUCUUGGUCCUUGCUGUCCUUUUGCUGUUUAUCAUUUGCUGGCUUCCUUUCCAGAUUACCACAUUCAUUGACAUACUAAUUCAGGUAGGCAUCAUUUCUAACUGCGUACAUGUCAAUGAAUUGGUGACCCAGGUAGCUACAUACUGUGCUUAUAGCAACAGCUGCCUUAAUCCAGUAUUGUAUGUCAUUGUAGGCAAGCAUUUCAGAAAGAAAUCCAGGGAACUCUACAAAGGCUGCCUGCCUAGGAUAUGCACCAAAUCAGAGUCCAUCCAGAUGGAGAAUUCUUUGGACACUCUUAGAACGUCCAUUUCGAUUGAAUGCCCAAAGAAAAAGUCUGUUUCUUCAUUAGCACGAUAGCACAGUUUUGCUUAUUGCAAAGUUACAAGAAAUUCUUUCAACAUAUCAGUGUGUAAACUGUCCUUAAUAUCCAGCUACUAUGGCACCCCAUGGUGUGCACUGGCUGCAUUCAUUAUGCAUGAAAGCUUGGGGAGCUGAUCUCAAUAGAAAACUCCAUGUAGGCACCUACUUCUAUCAGCUAAGGACAACAUUUUUCAUGACUGAAUCACAUUUCAUGAUAUAUUUAAUAUAUUCAUGGCUGAAGUAUAUUUGACACACUAUCAUUUUAAAUAUUCAUAUUGCUAACAAAGAUAAGUAUCUGACAUCAGAAUAUAGUUCUCUAAGUAAAGCCAUUUUAUAACAGCUACUGUCAGUAUUAUGAAGCUAACCACAGUACCCAUACAUUUGAAAGAAUACAUUUUUAAUAUAUGGAACAUUUUCAAAUGAGACUAUAGUGAAUAGAAAGUCUUAUAGGAUCAUUAUUUAAAUUGAUGUUUAGCCUCCACAUUAUUUUCCCCCUUUGAUCAAUAAGGUGUUCCAAAUGAUCCAAUCCGAAAAAUGCUGUUUACGUGAUUCCCAGGUUAUACCUUCUGGGGAUUGCUCUGACUUUGGUGGGAGUAGAAUGUAAUGUAACCCUAUAUUCCCUAGAGUGGGACAAUUUCUAGUCUUUUAGAUCUGUGUAACCCCUGCUACAUUCAACAAGGGUUGCACAG
Messenger RNA from Dermochelys coriacea (leatherback sea turtle), 2025 nucleotides. RefSeq names its product bradykinin receptor B2 (gene BDKRB2). The transcript is spliced from 3 exons. Gene Ontology annotation, biological process: smooth muscle contraction; vasoconstriction; immune response. Gene Ontology annotation, cellular component: membrane. Gene Ontology annotation, molecular function: bradykinin receptor activity. The record is from RefSeq and is a predicted model, not a curated record. NCBI's taxonomy places the organism in Eukaryota, Metazoa, Chordata, Testudines, Dermochelyidae. Bases 206 to 1333 code for a protein of 375 amino acids.